AUGGACGUAACACAUCCAGAUGGAAAGGUUGAUGCAGUUUCGGAAGUAUCAAAGACGCUUGAUCGAUUCAAUAAUGCAACCCUUGCAACGUAUUCUCGACCUGCAGUUCUUUUAACAAGAGGAAAAGGUUUGGAUUUGUUUGCUAAGAUUGAUGAAAAAGAUGCAACUUCAUCUACUUCAUCGCAAGAAGGAGUGGCUGAAAGACAAUACUUGGACUUCUCUUCGGGUAUUGCUGUCAAUAGUCUUGGACAUGCUGAUGGACAGAUAGCCGAUAUCGCAUACGAGCAAGCAAAUAGACUCGUACAUAGCAGUAAUCUCUUUCACAACGAAUGGAGCGGUGAACUAGCUGAUAGGAUGGUCUCGCUCACGUUUGAGCAUGGAGGUUUAGGUGUGGAGAAAGGAACAAAGAACGACAAUUCAUUAAAGGUUUUCUUGGCAAAUAGCGGUACAGAAGCCAAUGAGGCAGCAUUGAAAUUUGCAAGGAAGUAUGCAAUGAACACAGCAAAGACUGGACCAGGAGAGAAAUCGGGUCUUGUCUCGUUCAAUAAUGCUUUUCAUGGUCGUACUAUGGGUGCUCUGUCAAUGACGCCAAAUCCAAAAUAUCAAGCUCCUUUUGCACCUUUGAUCGGGAAUGUCAAAACAGGAACAUACAAUUCGAUAGAAGACAUCAACACCUUAAUUGACGACAAGACAGCCGGUGUGCUCGUGGAACCUGUUCAAGGAGAAGGCGGUAUCUUCCCUGCUUCACUAGAAUUCUUGCGAGCAUUGCGUCGCAGAUGUGAUGAAGUAGGAGCUUUGCUGAUGUUUGACGAGAUACAGUGCGGUCUAAUGAGAACGGGAACACUAUGGUGUCAUAGCGCAUUGCCAACAGAUGCACAUCCCGAUCUCGUGACAAUGGCUAAACCCCUUGCGAAUGGUUUUCCUAUUGGUGCUGUUCUGAUGAGGCAAAAGGUAGCAGAUGCAAUAACGGUGGGCGACCACGGAACAACGUUCGGCGGUGGCCCACUUACUAGUCGCAUUGCACAUCACGUUCUAGGAAGAUUAACCGAGCCAACGUUAUUGAACGGAUUACAAGAAUCAUCCCAACUACUCUUUAACCGUUUAACGCAGAUGCGUCAACAUUUCCCUGAUUUGAUCGCACAUGAUGAAUCUUCCGGCAAACACAGUCCAAGAGGCAAGGGGCUACUUGUGGGAAUGAGUUUGAAGGAGCCAAGCCAUGCGGGUAGAGUACUCAAACUUGCAAGAGAAAGAGGAUUGAUCAUCUUGAGCGCGGGAUCUGAUGCGCUUCGUUUCACACCAAGUUUGAUCGUUAACUCCGAACAGGUAAACAAGGCAUGUGACAUUGUCGAAAGUUGUCUGCUUGUUCUGCAAAGGGAAGUUGCAGAAGGCAAAUGA
Messenger RNA from Meira miltonrushii, 1395 nucleotides. RefSeq names its product PLP-dependent transferase. The transcript has a single exon. Gene Ontology annotation, cellular component: mitochondrial matrix. Bases 1 to 1395 code for a protein of 464 amino acids. Gene Ontology annotation, molecular function: pyridoxal phosphate binding; identical protein binding; transaminase activity. The record is from RefSeq and is a predicted model, not a curated record. NCBI's taxonomy places the organism in Eukaryota, Fungi, Basidiomycota, Exobasidiomycetes, Exobasidiales, Brachybasidiaceae.